Molecule: messenger RNA, 3480 nt
Organism: Prionailurus viverrinus (fishing cat)
Lineage: Eukaryota; Metazoa; Chordata; Mammalia; Carnivora; Felidae
Gene: OAS2
Product: 2'-5'-oligoadenylate synthetase 2
Exons: 11
Coding region: 128-2263 (711 amino acids)
Biological process (GO): defense response to virus; regulation of ribonuclease activity; negative regulation of viral genome replication
Cellular component (GO): cytosol; membrane; nucleoplasm
Molecular function (GO): double-stranded RNA binding; 2'-5'-oligoadenylate synthetase activity
Source: RefSeq, a predicted model, not a curated record
UGAGUUUCGGUUUCUAGACUCUCUUCCUGUGAUUUGCCGUUUCCUGGAUCUGGGCAAGGGAGUGGCGCAUUCUCCUCUCUGCUGAUCUGAGAUCUACGGUUAGCAGCCGGCAGGAGCGGCAGGAGCGAUGGGCAUCUGGGGGUCGCAUCUGUACUCCGUGCAGCCGGAGAAGCUGGAGGAGUUGAUUCAGAACUCCCUGAGGCCCUAUGGAGAAUGUCAGAAGCAGAUCGAUGACACGGUGAACGCCAUCUGUGCCUUCCUGGAGGAAACCAGGCAGCUCCCCCAAGUGAUAUGUGUGGCUAAAGGUGGCUCCUAUGGCAGGAAAACGGUGUUGAGGGGCAACUCUGAUGGUACGAUUGUCAUCUUUGUGAGUGACCUUGAGCGGUUUCAGGAUCAGAAAAAAAGCCAAGAUGAAAUCCUCAGCAAGAUCUGGCAGGGGCUGAAAACCUGUCAGCUCACAAUGAAGCUGGAGGCCAGAAUGGAGAUCCGGAAGCUCCAUGGUAGGCUCAUCUUCCAGCUGUCCACCAAAUGGCAGAGCAUCACUUUUGAGGUGCUCCCUGCUUACAACGCUCUGGGCUUAAGUGAGAAGCCCAGCCCCCAGAUCUACCGAGAGCUCAAAAGAGCCCUGGAUAUGACAAAAGCCCUCCCCGGCGAAUUCUCCGUCUGCUUCACAGAACUCCAGCAGAAGUUUUUUCACAACCGUCCCAGCAAACUGACAGACUUGAUCCUCUUGGUAAAGUACUGGUACCAACAGUGCCAGGCAAAGCUGAAAGGGUCACCCCCGCUGCCCAUGUAUGCUCUGGAGUUGCUGACAGUCUACGCCUGGGAACAGGGGUGCGGAGCAGAAAACUUUGACAUCGUGGAAGGCCUCAGGACCGUCCUGGGGCUAAUCAAACAGCAGGAGCAGCUGUGUGUCUACUGGAUGGUCAACUACAACUUUGAGAAUGAGACGGUCCGGAACAUUCUGCUGAGCCAGCUCCGGUCAUCAAGAAUUCCUAGGCCGGUCAUCUUGGACCCAGCCGACCCGACCAACAACGUGGGCAAAGAUAAGGCGUGCUGGCAAAUGCUGCAGCAGGAAGCUCACAUCUGGUUGUCAUGUCUCAGCCCGAACGAGCCACCUGGGCCGUCGUGGAAUGUUCUGCCAGCGCCACUGUAUGCGACACCGGGCCACCUUCUGGAUAAGUUCAUCAAGGACUUUCUCCAGCCCGACAGAAAUUUCCUGGGCCAGAUUGCGACAGCUGUUGACAUCAUCUGUAGAUUCCUUCAAAAAAAUUGCUUUCCACAUUCAGCUACAAGAGUUCAGAAAACUGUCAAGGGAGGGUCGACCGGCAAAGGCACGGCUCUGAAGACGGGCUCCGAUGCCGACCUCGUGGUGUUCCCAGACUCGCUUAAAAGCUACACCUCCCAAAAAAGUGAGAGGUGCAGUAUCAUCAAGGAAAUCCGUAAACAGCUAGAAGCCUGUCAGCAGCAGAAAAAGCUCGAAGUGAAGUUUGAGAUUUCAAAAUGGAAGGCUCCCAGGGUGCUGAGCUUCUCUCUAAAAUCCAGAGUGCUCAACGAAAGGGUUGACUUUGAUGUGCUGCCUGCAUUUAAUGCGCUAGGUCAGCUGAACUCCGGCUCUACACCCAGCCCCAAGGUCUACGCGGAGCUCAUUGACCUGUAUAAAUCCUCAGACGCCGAGGGGGGAGAAUUUUCCACCUGUUUCACGGAGCUGCAGUGCAACUUCGUGGCCUUCCGACCCAUCAAGCUGAAGGAUUUAAUUCGUCUGGUGAAGCAUUGGUACAAACAGUGUGAAAGGAAACUGAAGCAAAAGGGGUCUCUGCCCCCGAAGUACGCCUUGGAGCUGCUCACCAUCUACGCCUGGGAGCAGGGGAGCGGGGCAGAGAAUUUCGACACCGCCGAGGGAUUCCGGACGGUCCUGGAGUUGGUCACAAAAUACCAGCAGCUCUGUGUCUUCUGGACGGUCAAUUACAACUUUGAGGAUGAGACCGUGAGGAACUUCCUACUGAGCCAGAUCCAGAGAACCAGGCCCGUGAUCUUGGACCCGGCUGACCCCACUGGUGACGUAGGUGGAGGGGACCGAUGGUGCUGGCAUCUUCUGGCAAAAGAAGCUACCGAGUGGCUGUCCUCUUUCUGCUUCAAAGAUGGGACUGGAUAUCCUGUACGAUCGUGGAAAGUGCCAACAGUGCAGACUCCAGGAAGUUGCGGAUGUUCUCAUUCAGAAGUCAUAGGAUCCUGGAGCCCUAAUGCUAGAAGAAACUUCUAGAGGUCAUCUGGCAGCUGCUUUUCAAAGAACCAGUUCGCUGCGUAGAAUCGCAGUCCCUUGGCAAUCUCUACCACUCCGUCUCUCGCCUCUUCGGCUCCUCUUGAAAUCAAGACCACUAAGUCCUUCAUAGCGUCACCCUGCUGAACUCUUGCUCUGUAAGUGACCCGCCUUAACAAAAAUACCUGCUCUCAUCCAGCUUCGUGGGCGCCAUAUUUCUCUCAGCCAUUGUGUUUCAUGGGCGCCAUAUUUCUGUCAACCGUUGUGUGUUUUCCAAGUUGCUCCUUCCUUUUCCUUCAAGCCUUAGCACGGGGAUCUCUCCGUGUUCCCAAACGGAAGCCCUUCACCGGCCGCUCGGUUCCUAUAAUUCCAUGACCUUGCUCUCACGCUCCUCCACAUUGCCUGCCUCUUGUCUGUUUCCCUCCACCCCUGCUGCACCUGCUGAAUUGAAGGUCUCCCCAGCCAGUAGUGAGCCAAUGUCUUUUUUAGCCCUUUAAACCCUCCAAAGGCUUGGAUUAUAACUGUUGCAUUACAUAUAUAAUAGCUUAUUGUCUUUUCCUUCUGAGCCUACAUUUCCCCCCAUCCAUGAGUGCCUUCUUGCCAAAUCUAAAGGCUUUAUGCUCUGGCUUUAGCUUCAGAGAUACUUGAAUGUCUAAGUGUUUUAACCUCAUUCAUCCGCUUAAAGUUUUAUUAACACCACAUACGCUGUCAUAUAAUAAGGAAUGUAUCUAGUCUUUGUCCCCAGAUCCUGGCACAGAGCUUCAGAACCCCUUGGAAUUAUCUGAUAGGAGAGUCUUUUCCAUUCAUAAGGAGCCCCUUCCAACCAUCCCUGAGUUUAUGCUAACUAGGUUUGGGCCCUUAGGUAACAGCUUCAUGGGAAGGACUGGCCAUGCCCCAGAAAUGCCAGGCAUGUGAUUAGAGUGUUGCAACCCCCAGCCGCGUCCCCCCCCCCCAACCUCCCAAGAGGAGAGGGGGCUGGAGAUUGAGUUCAAGCACACGGCGAACGAUUUAAUUAAUCGUGGCUCUGUAAUGAAACUUCCAGUCCAGACUCUGGACAACAAGGCUUGGAAAGCUUCCUGGUGGGCGAACAUAUCAGGGUGUGGUGACGGUGCAUCCUGACUCCAUGGGGAAGGGAGUUUCUGCACUUGGGACCCUUCGAGCCCUCACUUCCUGUGGCUGUUUGUCUGUAUCCUUUAUAAUAAGAUGGUGAUUUAAGUCUG